Ambispora gerdemannii is the source of this 471-nucleotide messenger RNA. NCBI's taxonomy places the organism in Eukaryota, Fungi, Glomeromycota, Glomeromycetes, Archaeosporales, Ambisporaceae. The record is from the annotation of a GenBank genome assembly.
AUGGAACACAUCGAAGACCUCGCGCUAGCGCAUCGGCUAGAACAUUAUAGAAGUCGGCAGGAGGCUGCCAAAGGCUUUGAUGAUGACCUCGAGUUUUGUCCUUCUCUCUCGGCAGAAGAGCUUCUCAGAGAAUUCUUAAACCAAAUCACUAGCCAUAAUAGCCCCUCCAGCCCAAAUAACAACAAUAUUCCAUCGUCGAUCCCUUCGCCAUUCUUUUCUCGUCCCGGAUCACCUUACUCUUUUGGCAGUUUCUCACCGACAUUGACUUAUCAGGCAUUAGCAGUGGGUCCGAAUGCAAUGACGAUGACCACCACGACGCCAAAAGCCACGAAAUCAAUACCGAUUGUCGAUCCGAAUAGUGGGAAUAUUGUUAAUAUGCCGGGAAAUAGUGCUACUUCGAAUACCGGUAACAAUAGCGGAAGUAAUAAUGGAUUUGGAGGAAGCUUCUAUAGUGACAUUUCUGUACGGUGA